This is a messenger RNA of Salvia splendens (bonfire salvia), 6551 nucleotides long. RefSeq names its product chromatin modification-related protein EAF1 B. The record is from RefSeq and is a predicted model, not a curated record. Gene Ontology annotation, cellular component: NuA4 histone acetyltransferase complex. Lineage: Eukaryota; Viridiplantae; Streptophyta; Magnoliopsida; Lamiales; Lamiaceae. Bases 312 to 6152 code for a protein of 1946 amino acids. The transcript is spliced from 23 exons.
AUAGAGAGUGAAGGAAGGAAGCUCGGGGACGAUAGAAGUUACCUCUGAACUACAAAGCACCAAUUUUACAUUAAAUUCUCACGCAGAACACACACUGGCAUAUACAUACACUUAUUCUGUGUAUCUAUCACCCUCCAUAUUCAUAUUUUUUUGAAAUGCUUUGAUUAAUUCAUGUAAUCUAGGGCACAAAUUGUCCCUCUGCUUUGACUUGAGGUACCUUGUGCAUCAAAGCCAAAACCCUAAUUCCGCGACCCCAGAUUGCAAUUCAUUCCCGUCUAACCGUAAUUGAGGAAUUAUUUUCCUAGUUAUGCAUGGGAUGCAGUUCAGCACAUGUUCGCAUAGUCAAUGCCGAAGUUGAUUCUAUGGGAGGUGUUGUUGAGGGCGGAGUUGGAAUUGCUAUCAAAUCUUCUCCGCAUAAAGUAGCAAUAGAGAAGGUUCAGGUGGAGCUCAGGCAAGAAUGUGGUGUUCGGGCUGAAAGGAAAAGAGAAUUGGAAUUUCUUGAGAAGGGUGGAAACCCCUUAGAAUAUGAUUUUGGGACUGUUGCUUCAGUUAGUGUUCAGUCUACUUCAGUCACCGACCAACAUCCUGACCAGUUUGUGACCAGUGAAGCAAAAGGCAGUCUUGCAUUUACAGCAUCACCUCGUCGAGACUCUGUUGAGAGCUGUGGUAGACCCGGGACAACUCUUUGUGACCCUAAUAGUGCUGAUAAUCUCUUGUUAUUUGAAGCUGAAAAUGAAUUUUCUGAAGGUGGUAGGAGUCGUAGGAGUAGUGUUAAGCAAUCUGAUCAAUCGUUCCAAAUGGACGUGGGUCUCAAAACUCAGGAACAAGGGGAUUCAGCUACUUUUGCUCUUCCUAGAAAAGCAUAUAAGAGAAGGAACAGAUCUUGGCCCAAUCGUGAUGGAGCUAGGUUGAGUUCUACUUCUACUGAUGUAAAUCCUGCUCAGGGGCUUCACGAAACUCCCCUACCAUUUCGUCAUGUCUCUAAGGAUGUUGAAGUAUUGUCGUCUGAUGAGAAUAAUCAAAAUAUAAUGUCAAAUCUGAAAUCAAAGCCUACAAGCCCACGUAAUGAUAUUCUUCCAAAGGCUGUAGCAACAGAUUGCCAGGCUAUUGGGUUGGAUGAGCUGAGGCCUUCUAAAUCAACAAAGGACCAGGUACAAGGUGUUUCCUUGGAUACUGCAUCAGAUGUUAUUGCUUCUGAGAACCUGUUAAAUGGUCAACUUAACCAACAAUCACUUUUAGUGGUUGCAGACACUCGUAAGCAGAUAGAUUCUAAUGAGCCUCAAGCAAUCAAGACUGUAGAAAUGGCUUCUGCAGCUAUUGUGUGUCAGCCAAGUUCAACCACUUUAAAAGUUGAGAAUCAAUCUAGUUCAUGUCAGACUAAUGGUUUUAGCAGAAAGAUAGGGGAUGAUACCAUCACUGACAUUCAUCAUAAUGACGCUUCCCAUGGCCUAAAGGUUUUGGAUUCUGAGACAUCUUGCAUGCCGACCAGUCUAAGUUUUGAUCGGAACAAUGAUAGUGAAAUGUGUAAUGUAGUCGGAAAUCUUGACUCUCACGGGAAUCCUAAAAAUCAAUAUCCACAAGACGGGACCACUGUUCCAGGAAGUGACCAGUUUGGAAAAGAGACAAAUGAUACUGAAGUAAAUAACAGCUAUGCUUUUACCAACAACGAGUCCGCUUCUGCUCGUCAUAGUAAGCCGGAUAAGGAUUCUUUACUCACCCCAAAUGAAUUAGAUCAAGUGGAAUCUUCAUUACAAGACAAGGUGAAAGAUCAAGGUACCAGCGAGGGCAUGGUAGGUCCUGACACCUCUCAAUUAGAAUCUGGGGUGAAACCCACUGUUCUUUUGGUUGAUAGUUCAGGACAGCCUAAAGAAAGUCAUCAGGACACUUUUGAUCCCUCAAAAUCAGAGCUGCCUGACCUUGCAUUCUCAAAUAGAGUUUCUACUAUUUCCACUGAGGCUCAAACUUCUCCUGGGUCUGACUCAAAAUUGGCAAGCAGUGUUGAUGAAGAUUCAGUAUUGAAAGAAGCAAAAAUUAUAGAGGCCAAACGCAAGAGAAUUGCAGAAUUGUCUGUUGUUACAUCGCCAGUUGAGAUUUCCCAAAAAUGUCAUUGGGAUUACGUACUUGAAGAAAUGACUUGGUUGGCUAAUGAUUUUGCACAGGAGCGUAUUUGGAAACUAGCUGCUGCUUCUCAAAUAUCUUACCAAGUUGCUGUCGUUUCUCGUUUGAGAAAACAAGAAAGCCGUUCGGGCCUGGAUGCAAAGAGAGUUGCCCAUACCUUGGCUAAAGCCGUCAUGGAAUUCUGGCACUCUAUUGAAUCGCAAGCUCAUGAGACAAGCAAAGAACAGGAGCAGCAUUGCCGAAAAAAUGGGGCUCUUUCAAUCCGGGCUUAUGCAGUCAGUUUCUUGAAAUGUAAUAAACCAGAUGUUUUCUAUAACCAAGCAGAGGUGCCAGUAACACCGGAUAGAAUAUCAGACUCUGGAGUAGACCUUUCAUGGGAUGAUAGUUUGACCGAAGAGAACCUUUUCUACACAGUAGCCCCUGGAGCUGUGGAGGCCUACAGAAUGACAAGUGAUUCUCAUUUGGCUCAGUAUGAGAGAAUUGGGAGUUCCGCGCAAGAGGAAGUGGAGACGUUUGCUUGUGAUGCUGCAGCAGACUUUGAUUCUCAUUAUAAUGAGUAUGAUGAGGAUGAGGGAGAAACAAACAUUUAUAGCAUGCCGAUGGCCUUUGAAAGUACCAAAUCUUCAAGAUAUGGCCAAAAGAAGCGGAGACAUGUAGUGCAAGCAUAUGGUGCAAGGCCGUAUGAACUGGACUCUGAUCUGCUCCCUAUGCAGUCUUCGGAGACUAGAUUAAAAGCUCCACAGUUUGCUAUACUGGCAAAACGACCAGGCAGCAAUAUUAACGUGUCAAUUCCUACCAAACGGAUGCGAACUGCAUCCCGGAGAGUUAUCAGUCCUUUUGGUGUAGGGGCAUCUGGAUGCAUCCAGGUUCCAAAUAAAACAGAUGCUUCAAGUUGUGAUACAAAUUCAUUUCAGGAUGAUCAGACCACUGUGCGUGGUGGAUUCGCCAUUCCAAAUAGCUUGGAAGUUGACUCAGCUGGGGAAUCUGAAAAGCAAUUACCAUCUGACUUUGCCGAAGUAUCAACAAAACCAAAGAAGAAGAAAAAUGCAAAGCAUCUGAAUUCAACAUAUGAACAGAGAUGGCCGAUUGAUUCUAGCUUUCAAAAUGAACAGUUUUAUAGGGAUAUUUAUCAAAUGAGGACUGAGAUUAAUCCGCCCGAUUCAAAUGGAAAUAAUGGGUUACUGGGUCAACACAUUGCAAAGAAGCCGAAGCUUAUGCGGCAAUCACAAGAUAACACUUUUGACAGUAUCCCACCAAGUGCGCUGUCCGUUCCUUCACCAGUGGGCUCCCAAAUUAGUAAUAUGUCCAAUCAAAAUCAAUUUAUUAGAAUGCUUAGUGGUCGCGACCGGGGUAGGAAACCUAAAUCUUUGAAGAUGCCAUCUGGCCAAUCGGGUUCAGGAAGUUCGUGGUCACUCUUUGAGGACCAGGCCCUUGUUGUCCUAGCACAUGACCUAGGGCCCAACUGGGAGCUUGUAAGUGAUGCUUUUAACAGCACUUUGCAUUUCAAGUGUAUAUUCCGCAAAGCUAAAGAAUGCAAGGAUCGUCAUAUAUCCCUUAUGGAUAGAGGUUUUGGUGAUGGGGCUGAUAGUGCUGAUGACUCUGGGUCUUUGCAACCUUAUACAUCGACAUUACCUGGCAUUCCAAAGGGAAGUGCCAGACAGUUGUUUCAACGUUUACAGGGGCCAAUGGAAGAAGAGACUCUUAAAUCUCACUUUGAGAAGAUAGUUGUGAUUGGACAGAAACAACUUUAUCGGAAAACUCAGAAUGAUAACCAGGAUCCAAAGCAAUUCCAGCGGCCUCACACCUCUCACACGAUUGGUCUUUCUCAAGUGUGUCCAAAUAAUCAAAAUGGAGGCACCGUUUUAACGCCUCUAGAUCUAUGCGAUGCAAACCUUUCUGGGCCUGAUGUAGUUCCUCUUGGGUAUCAAGGGGCACUUUCUAGUGGAUUGGGUAUUCCUAAUCAGGCUACAGCGACUCAAACGCUUCCUGCAUCUGGUGCCACUGCUGCAUUACAGGGAGCCUCACAUAUGACUGGCAAUAAUUUAUCAUCCUCACCAGGUCCUGUUAAUACACCUACGAGGGAUGCUAGAUUUGGACUUCCGAGGUCUGGAUCAUUGCCUGCUGAAGAACAUCAGAGGAUGCAUCUCUACAAUCAAAUGAUAACCGGUAGAAACAUACCACAAUCCAGCAUCUCUGCUCCUGGAGCCGUCCCAGGACCUGAUCGUGGUGCUCGUAUGCUUUCUAGUGGCAAUGGCAUGGGUAUGAUGUCAGGUGCUAACAGAAACAUGCCUAUAGCAAGGCCUGCAGUGCAAGGAAUUCCUUCAUCAUCUAUGGUUAGUUCUGGCAAUGCAGUUUCCCCGGGUUUGUCAUCCGGAAAUAUGCACACUGGGGUAGGUGCUGGUCAGGGAAGCUCAAUUGUCAGACCUAGUGAAGCUUCGAGCAUCCAGCGGCCUGGCCUGAGUCAAGAUCCACAGAGGCAAAUGAUGGCUUCUGACCUCCAGACAAGCGGCAACAGUCAAGGAGUGUCUCACGUUGGUGGAUUAAGUUCCUCUUUUACUAACCCAACGACUUCACCGCCUGUGCCAUCUCACCCUCUUCUUCAUCAACCACCCCAUCCGAUAUCUCCACAGCAGCCUCAAGUUCUCAGUCCUCAUCAGUCACAUUUUCAAGGACCAGCAAAUCAUGCUCCCAACAACCAGCAGCAAGCCUAUGCCUAUCGUUUGGCCAAAGAGAGGCAGCUGCAACAUCGUUUUCUGCAGCAACAACACCAGCAGCCGCAGCUGCCGCAACAGUUUGCUGCCUCAAAUUCUGUGAUGUCGCAGGCUCAACUUCCUGUAUCGGCAUCUCCAAUGCUAAAUAGUCCACAAGUACAACCCCAGACAAGCUCUCCAACGGUACCACUUUCUCCAUCGACACCCGUUCCUUCGAUGAAUACAAUGCCUCAGCACCUGCAGAAACCUCAAAUGCCAACUCAAGGAGUUUCACGAAAUGCUCAGUCUGGUGGAAGUGGUUUGAACAAUCAGACGGGUAAGCAACGGGCAAGGCAACCACAUCAGCUUUCGCAAGCUAAUAGGCAACAUCCUCAGCAGCGACAGCAGUUACAAGCUCAGCAACAAGCUAAGGUCAAGGGAGCUGGUAGAGGGAUGCAGCAGAAUAUCUCAACUGAUGUCUUACCAAAUGGAGCUUCGACAAUUCCGGGGAACCAAUGUCUGGAGAAAGCAGAACCUGUCACCAGCUCUACGCAAAGUCAAGGUUUGUCUACUGUUUCCGCACAAAAUGCUGUGCAACCAGCAAGGCAAUACAUGGCUUCACAAUCCAAUCAAGCCCUACCCCAGCAAAAGAUGUAUUCAGGCCAACCAAUGCCUCAUCCCGAUAAUAGCAGUCAAAGCCAUGGUCCUUCUGCUUCUCCUUCUGUUUCGUCUGCUCCCCAGCAGUCCAGUUCAUCUGUGGCUGUUGCUGGGCCAAACAACCAAACCCCAUCUCACCAGAAGUUUUUGAAUCAAAAUCAACCAGCUCUUCAGAGACUUGGUCUACCAAAUCGCCAGAUUAUGCCCAACCCAUUAAGUAAACCCCAUGGUAGAUAUUCUAUUGUCAGCCAUCAUCCAGCAAGUGGCUCUGCUGGAACGGAUGCAAUGACUACAUCACCUCAGGUUUCUAACAUCGGUUCAAAUGCAGUUCCAGUUGUUUCACAGCCAAGUUCUCAUAAGUGGCAUGCUUCCGAACCAUUAGUGGAUUCGAAUUCAUUAAAUUCACCCCAAAGCUUGGUCUCUAUACCGUCUAACUCAAGUGAUCCUGUGCCGCAAGAAGCCCAAGGGCUUGGCCCGAGACCACCUUCCAGAUUACCCAUAGCUAGGCAUGACACUAAUGCACAAAGGCAACAGCUACAGCAAUCACUACAGGCUCCCUCUCCGGCACCCCAACCUCAGCACCACCAACAGCCAAUGCAGCCGCUACAUUCUCAGCAGCAGGCACAGCUUCUCCAAGCAGGGAGUGGCAAUAUGUAUGGUAGGUCGAGCGACACUAGGUUGGAAUGAAUGAAGGCCGCCCAACACUUAGGUGCAACAGAUAUUGGACAUGACUCGUGCCCAUAUUGGGUCUACCAUCCGUUGCAAUAGCAGCGUACAGAGAGGCCCGUGGGCACUGAAAGAGCGAGGUAAAGAUAACCGCUGAUUGAUGGUAUGACUUCUCUGCAAACUGGAAACAUUCUCAUCGAUCAAAAUUCUUGUUAGUGUGCUGUGUAAAUUAUUUAGACAAAUAGGGGUAGAUGUACAGUAUGUCUCACAUCUCCUUUAGGUACUGUCGAUUAUUUUUUUUGUGCUAACGCCAUGUGUAGAUCAGUCAUGUAUAAUUGGCCGUAACACUUAGGAGCCGUAACACUUAGGAGCUCGUUGUUAUUUUGCUUAUAUGGCAGAAGGCUGUGGAAUUUUUGUGAA